Molecule: messenger RNA, 2297 nt
Organism: Mercenaria mercenaria
Lineage: Eukaryota; Metazoa; Mollusca; Bivalvia; Venerida; Veneridae
Exons: 5
Coding region: 237-2123 (628 amino acids)
Source: RefSeq, a predicted model, not a curated record
UCUAAAGCAGUUGACAUUGGAAUCAUAUCAGUUUAUGUUAUCUGAAUAUUCUAUUUAGGAAAUGUAAUCAUGGUCGUGUGUUCACAAAUACUGUUGCUGAAGCAACAUAUGAGAAUCAGUUGCCGGAAAACGACACGACUCAAGGAGUAAAUGAUAUUCAACAAGAGAAUCAUGAAUUCGAAGAUGCGACACAGACUAACGUUGACUGGUUUAAAGUAUUCAAAGACAUAGUACCAAUGUUGCCUAUUGACGAGUAUUCGUGGAAAUUUUUUGCUUUCGAAUUAUUUCAUAUUUGCCAAGAAAGAUGUGGGUUACCAAAGGAUAUCCACAACGAGGUGAAGAAAAUUGAGCAUUGUAAUAAAAACAUAGCUCUAGCAUAUUACGAGGUAUUUCACACUUGGUAUCGUCUUAUGGCCUCUGACGCAGAAUUAGACCACAUCGAAAAGUCUUUACAGAGAUUCGAAAAUGGAUUCAUUAUGCAGGAAUUCAAGCUUAUUAAAAGCAAUCCUCCCGUAAGAAACCAAUGUCCUCGGCAGGAGGAGACAACAGUGACUCUGUGGGAUAGGCCUGACAUGUACAUGCAACAUUCGUCUAGUCUAGUUGAUUGUAUGCAACGGGGAAGUUUAUACGAAAGAGAGGAAACGCAAAGGUAUAGACUGCAUCAUAUGAGAGAGCAACAAUUCAUACAAUUUACAAAUGUGAGCGAUGCAGCAGCACCACUCGAAAUUUCCAAAACGACGUUACAUCGAUCUUCGAUACCACGUCUCAAAGAAAGACAAUUUAAGGGCUGUAGGUCGUAUCAGAAGCUGAAUGAUAGUUAUUCAAAGCGAAAUAAUAAAGUCUGGCAGGAAAAACGAAAAGUGAAAAAGAACAUAAAAACCGCCGUAAAAAUGAGGCAUUUGGUGGAGCAAAAUGACACUCUGAAGAAUGAAAAUAUUACACUCAUAAAAAAGAUUUUACCGUACGGCAUGAUUCCAGUGAGCAGACAAGAGUAUAAUACAUUCCUUGAUCAUACCGUACAUGUUAUUAUGGAGCACAACAAUGUCACUAAAUGGACUGUUUUGUCAUUGGCAUACAAAGCCUACGAUGAAAUUGCCGAGACCAAUAAUGGUGACAGAUUUGUCCUUCACAAUGGAACUACAAAUAUGAAACUUGAUAAAGAACAGUAUGAGUGUUUGGAUUUUUAUGUAAAACAUGCACGAACUAGGGUACUGAGAGAACUAAUGGAACUCGGAGAGCAUGGCGAUACUUCAUUCUUAUUCAUAACUUACGACGGGAAAUCAGCACUUCAAACCUAUCAAAGAAAACAAUCUGUUCUAAGGAAAACGACAAACGCUUCACGGCGGGUUGCCACUUCUCCGUUUGAUGGAGGUGACGUUUCUCCUCUUUCAGCCAACAGUGAAACUGGUGACAUUGAGUUUGACAACACUUUUUCUAACAAAACGAUUACAAAGGGAACCACAUCUUACGCAACAAAACAGUGGAAUGAACACCACACAGGUUUAGAUGAGAAUAAGUUUUAUUCCUCAGAUAAACAAAAUCUCAGUGCUAUAUCUACACGAAAACAAAAUCCUAGUGCUAUAUCUACUGGCAAACAAAAUUCCAGUGCUGUAUCUACUGGCAUACAAAAUCCCAGUGCUAUAUCUAAUGGCAAACAAAAUUCCAGUGCUAUGUCUACUGGCAAACAAAAUUCCAGUGCUGUAUCUACUGGCAUACAAAAUGCCAGUGCUAUAUCUACUGGCAAACAAAAUACCAGUGUUAUAUCUACUGGCAAACAAAAUAGUUCACUGACAAAAAAUUAUUCUGAAACUGAGACUUUAGAAUAUGAAUACUGUGUUGAUGAUAAUCAAAGGGGCACAUUUACGGAAGUAGCGAUGGCAAAACGGUUGUCUGAUGUAGAACAUUUUAAAGUUGAAAAUGAAACUGCAGCACACUCUAGACAGCUGUGUGACAAUGUAGAUUGUUUGGAAAUGUCUGCAUGCUUAGCUAGCAAACAUGAAAAUGUUGGUCAUCAAACUGAGGGCAUGGGAGAAAAUGAAAACAAAUAUUCAAAACUUGAAGAUCCCUUGGAAGAUUUUCUGAAGGAAAUAGAUAUAGAAUUGGAGUGUUCAACAUAUAUGUGAAAACAAAUACCAUUGUUUCUGUAUAAAUUAACGCCAUUAUCAGAUUGAUUGGGGACUCAAGAUACAAGCACUCCAUGACAAUUGACUUAACGCCUUUCGGUUUCUAUUUUGUUUCUUGUAUACUGAUAAGUUAUCUAGAAAAAUACAAAAUCAAAAUAAAAUGAUUCAAGAAUU